Verticillium nonalfalfae is the source of this 1119-nucleotide messenger RNA. RefSeq lists its product as uncharacterized. Gene Ontology annotation, cellular component: cytoplasm. The coding region runs from base 1 to 1119 and encodes 372 amino acids. The transcript is spliced from 3 exons. Gene Ontology annotation, biological process: NADPH regeneration. The record is from RefSeq and is a predicted model, not a curated record. Gene Ontology annotation, molecular function: nucleotide binding; oxidoreductase activity. NCBI's taxonomy places the organism in Eukaryota, Fungi, Ascomycota, Sordariomycetes, Glomerellales, Plectosphaerellaceae.
AUGCCAUUUACUAAGAAGCUAGGUGUUGGAAUCCUUGGCGCAGGAGAGGUGUUCCAAAUCUGCCAUGGGCCCUGCCUGCUCUUGAUGCCGCAUCUCUUUACCCUCCAGUCCAUUUUCGACAUCUCGCCCACGAACACCAAGCACUGCGCAGAGAAGUUUAACGUACCGCACCAGGCUACGUCUCCAGAGGAAGUGCUCAGAAAUCCCAACGUGGAUCUCAUUAUGAUCCUGACAUCUGACGACAGCCAUGCACCGCUCGCCGUGGCAGCUAUCAAAGCGGGCAAGUUCGUCAUGAUCGAGAAGCCCAUGACGCUGUCGAUCCCUUCAGCACAGUCCAUUAUUGAUGCUGAGGAGCAAGCUGGUGGCUCUCGCGUCUUCAUUGGCUACAUGCGCCGGUACGCGCCUUCGUUCCUUCAAGCCUUUAAGCGGGAAGUUGCUUCUAUUCCGAAGCUUCUAUACGGCAGGGUCCGCGAUUUUUCUGGGCCGAAUGCGAAUUUCACUAGCCAGAGCGGUACGUUCGCAAUCAAGCCGAACGACUUUCCUCCUGGCAGCAACGCCGAGAGAGAUGAGCGAUUCGAGGCCCUCUACGCAGAAGCGUUUUCCGGGCAGGCCAUCACUGAUGCCCACCGAAAAUACUGUCGCUUCCUAGGUGGUCUCGGGUCGCACGAUUUCUCUCUCAUGCGCGAAACCCUCGGCAUGCCUGAAAGGGUGAUCGGAGUCUCCGUCAACCAUCCAUUUUAUAGCUCUAUCAUGUCGUUUCGAAACAAGGACGGAUCUCCUUAUUCGGUCACGUAUGAGAGCGGUAUCGACGAAGUCCCCGUUUUCGAUGCGCAUUUGGCGCUGUAUGGGGAAACGAAACGUGUGACAAUCAAGUAUGACAGCCCUUACGUUAAAGGUCUGCCCAUCACUGUCGAGGUAGAUGAGGUCAACGAGCAUGGCGAGGUCCAGCACAGACAAGUCUUGUCGUCUUACGAAGACACAUACACCGCCGAGCUUCAGGAGAUUCACGACUGCUUUGUCAAGGGCAAAGCUAUCAAGACAACUCCCAAAGAUGCUCUGGAAGACAUUACACUGUACGACAUGAUGUACAAGGUGUGGGCUGCUGGGAAGAACGAAUAA